AGAAUGAGAAGCAAACAGCCGGCGUAUGUGUGUGAUGAAAAACGAAAAGAAUAUUUCUUACAACACACAAAUUCUUACCUGGUAAACCGCCUGCCACAAGCCAACAGCAAAUUAUAAAAUUCCAGUCAAAAACCAACUCCUCUUAUCAAAAUCAUAUAAAUUAAUCAGUAAUUGCACCAUUAUUAUCGUUUUAUAUUAAAUUUGAAGCAAAACCCAAAAUCACUUUUCUUUUCGUAAUCAACUACUAUACCACCUUCUUCUGAAAGUUUCAAUGGCUGUUUCUCCUCAUGCUUUUCCGCCGAGAAAGCGGCGGCCUUCGGCCGGAGCUUUUGUAUCGCCCAAAUUAGCCGAUAUCAACUUGGUAAAGUCCCUUCUUUCUUUGUCACAAGAAAUCUCUUCUUUUAAACCAUUUCAAUGUCUUCUAAAACGGAACUCGGUUUCCUCCAUUAACAAAUCCAAGCUUCUCUCGAUAUUAUUCGACGAGCUGAUAAAAAACCCAGCUUCUGUUUUCUUUUCUCCUUCAACCCUUUUGUGCUUUGAAGAAAUGUACAUAGUUUUACAAAGGAUUAAAACAUUGCUCGAAGAUUGUUCAAAUGGAAGCAAGAUGUGGAUGUUAAUGCAAAUCCAGGUAUUAUCUAAUAAUUUUCAUGAACUCACCCUCGAGUUAUCGACUCUACUCGAUAUUUUCCCUUUUAAAGAGAUUGAACUGAGUCAAGACGUGGAAGAACUCGUGGUUUUGGUACGGAAACAGUGCGGUAAGUCGAAGCCGGUUGUGGAUCCCGGCGAUGUGUUUCUCCGGCUAGAAGUUUUGACCAUGUUGGAUCGGAUCGAAAAAGAGAUCGUUCCCGAUCAGUUGAAGCUUAAAAAAGUCAUGGAGGAUCUGGGAUUACGUGACGGUUCGAGUUGCAGAGAAGAAAUCGAGAGCUUACAAGAUGAAAUCCAGAAUCAAGUCGACGAGAAAUCGAAAUCGGACAUCGUUUCUUUGAUUGGCCUUGUUCGUUACGCUAAUUGCGUGUUGUUCGGAUCUUCGACGGCAAGUAAACCGGAUCAUCGGAGGCAAAAAUCGACGUCGGAUUUGACUAUCCCGGCUGAUUUCCGGUGUCCGAUUACUCUUGAGUUGAUGAGGGAUCCGGUUGUCGUGGCGACGGGACAGACGUACGAUCGGAAAUCUAUCAAUCUAUGGAUUGAAUCUGGGCAUUCCACAUGUCCUAAAACGGGUCAAACCCUGAUCCAUACCAACCUUAUACCGAACCGAGCUUUGAGGAAUCUUAUAACUAUGUGGUGCCGUGAGCAAGGAAUUCCGUUUGAGACCGUCGGAAAUAACGAGAAAGUUAACAGCGUUAAAGGUACUAAAGCCGCCUUUGAAGCUACGAAGAUGACGGUUUCUUUUUUGGUCAACAAAUUAUCGGGUAGUCAAACCAUGGAGGCGGCUAACGGUGUUGUUUAUGAGCUUCGUGCUUUGUCGAAAACCGACUCGGAUAGUCGAGCCUGCAUUGCAGAAGCUGGAGCGAUUCCGAUCUUGGUCAGGUAUUUAGGUUCAAGUGUAGGUUUGGAGCAUCCGAACCUCCAGGUCAACGCUGUUACUACUAUUCUUAACCUUUCCAUCUUAGAAGCAAACAAAACGAGAAUCGUGGAGACUGACGGAGCUUUAAAUGGCGUUAUCGAGGUGUUACGUUCAGGUGCCACGUGGGAAGCCAAAGGGAAUGCGGCGGCGACGAUAUUCAGCUUAUCGGGCAUACACGGGUACAGAAAAGGUUUAGGGAGGAAGACACGUGUCAUAAAGGGAUUGUUGGAUUUAGCCAAAGACGGACCCACGAGCUCCCAAAAGGAUGCACUCCUGGCUAUUUUGAAUUUGGCUGGAGAUAGGGAGACUGUAGGGAGGUUAGUUGAAGGAGGGGUGAUACAGAUGGUGAGCGGAGUCAUCGACGAGCUACCGGAGGAAGCGGUGGCAAUACUCGAGGCGGUGACUAGGAGAGGCGGAUUGGCAGCGAUCGCGGCGGCUUUCAACAUAAUUAAGAAACUGGGUGUUAUCCUGAGGGAAGGGUCAGAUAAUGCAAGGGAAAGCGCCUCAGCUACUUUGGUCACCAUGUGUAGGAAAGGGGGACCGGAGAUGGUAGCGGAGUUGGCAGUGAUUCCGGGGAUUGAAAGGAUAAUAUGGGAAGUAAUGGGUGGUGGAACCGCAAGAGGGAGACGGAAAGCGGCGACGUUGUUGCGGAUUCUUCGAAGAUGGGCGGCCGGUUUGGAUUUGGAUACAAAUAAUGUUGUGGAUAGUUCAAACAUGAUAACCAUGACUGUAGGUACAUCAAGAACAAUAUUGCAAGCAUGAUAGGAUACAAUUUUUUUUUCAAAUUUAUUGUCAAAUUGUAAAUUGUGAAUGAAAUUUGUAAAAUCUUUCUUCUUUCUAGUGGAAAAUCUUAAUGGGAAAAAGAUCAUUCUUUUUAUAA
Molecule: messenger RNA, 2444 nt
Organism: Gossypium raimondii (Peruvian cotton)
Lineage: Eukaryota; Viridiplantae; Streptophyta; Magnoliopsida; Malvales; Malvaceae
Product: U-box domain-containing protein 16
Exons: 1
Coding region: 272-2326 (684 amino acids)
Biological process (GO): protein ubiquitination
Cellular component (GO): nucleus; cytoplasm
Molecular function (GO): protein binding; ubiquitin-protein transferase activity
Source: RefSeq, a predicted model, not a curated record